GCCCUGCCCCUUCUCCCGCAGGCCGCAUCCAGCGGCUGCCGGCGUGGGGAGCUCUGUGAGGGGAGGGCGGCGAGCGCGGCCCAACCCAGCCUCACCGCCCUGUAGCCGGAUGCUGUGCUGAGGUGGAUGAUGGCUGUGUGGGUUCGGCACGUCUCCCGCUGGUGUUGCCUGCUGAGCACGGCCCGUGCUGUUGAGUUUCCCGGGAGGCUGAGGAGGAGUCGCGGUUGCCGUGAGUUUGCCCCUGUGGCUGUGCUGCCUGCUGGAAGGGAGCUCGUUCCGUGCAGACUGCAGGCGUGCAGGCAGGUGUCUGUAGGAAGCUCUUCCCCGCCCGACAGCGCCAAGGAUGUAUCCUUCUCUUCUCCCGAAAGUAACUUACCUUCAGUACAACAGGAACAAACAAAACCAGAAAUAUUACCUGAUCUGAAUGCAGAAAUACUGGACGAAGACUGGGAUGACAUCCCACCUUCAUCUGCUUUGCAAGUGAUUUCUGAGGAAGAAGCUGUACAGAUCAUUGCAGAACCUCUUCUCCCCAUUCAGUCUUCCACACUCCGAGAUUACGUUGAUCACUCAGAAACCCUUGCAAAACUUGUCCACCUAGGAGUUGACUUAUCCCAAGUGGAGAAACGUCAAAAGGCAGGUCAGCUCUUACUGACCUUGGACUUUGAAAAAGAUGUAAAAAAAAUACUUCUAUUUCUUAAGGAUGUGGGUGUAGAAGACAAUCAGCUGGGACCAUUCCUGACCAAAAAUCCAUACAUCCUUGGUGAAGAUCUGGAAGCUUUAGAAACCAGAGUGGCUUACCUAAAAUCAAAAAAAUUUGGUAAGUCAGAAAUUGCUCAGAUGGUCUCAAGAGCUCCAUAUUUGCUGUUGUUUUCAGUGGAAAGACUGGAUAACAGACUGGGUUUCUUCAAAAAUGAACUUGGUCUCAGUGUAAAAAAGACAAAGGAUCUGGUAAUUCGUCUUCCAAGGCUACUGACUGGCAAAUUAGAGCCUGUAAAAGAAAAUCUUCAGGUUUGUCAAAUUGAACUUGGUUUUCAACGUAAUGAAAUUCAACAGAUAGUGUAUAAAACUCCCAAGAUUUUAACUGCAAGUAAAAAGAGACUCAAACAGACAUUUGACUACUUACACAACAUAAUGGGCAUUCCCCACCACAUGCUUACUCGCUUUCCUCAGGUUUUCAACUCAAAACUAUUACGAAUCAGAGAAAGGCAUAUGUUUCUUGCAUUCUUGGGAAGAACCCAGUAUGACCCAGCACAACCCAGCUACAUCUCUCUGGAUCAGCUGGUUUCCUUGCCCGAUGAGGUGUUUUGUACAGAGAUUGCCAAAGCGUCCAUGCAGGACUUUGAAAAUUUCUUAAAAACACUUUAAUUAGUAACACAUGUAAAAAUUUAUAGAAUUAAGUUACAAAAUAAACAUACUUUAUAAAACUAC
This is a messenger RNA of Cyanistes caeruleus (blue tit), 1428 nucleotides long. It is a transcript of the gene MTERF3, whose product is annotated as mitochondrial transcription termination factor 3. The record is from RefSeq and is a predicted model, not a curated record. Lineage: Eukaryota; Metazoa; Chordata; Aves; Passeriformes; Paridae. Gene Ontology annotation, cellular component: mitochondrion. Gene Ontology annotation, biological process: regulation of DNA-templated transcription; mitochondrial ribosome assembly; mitochondrial transcription. Gene Ontology annotation, molecular function: double-stranded DNA binding.